AUGAUAUAUACGCGCAUGGAUUUGCAGCACAUCUGGCAACUUACCGAAGAACAGGGUCUAGGCAACGUUCUCGAGGGCCAUUUCCCUUCCGAGUGGCCUCCAAAGGAAGUCCGCGACAGCAACAUCUGGGUCCCUAACCUUCCUCAGAGACAGCUCAGGCAGAACCCAAAUGCCGUUGUCCCAGCGGGAGGUGGCGCGAACCAAGCAGCGCCUGUCUUUGAUCACUGGCGCCAGAACAUGCGAGUCAUCACCGACACCUUUCCCGCGCUUGAAGAGAUGUAUUUUGUGGACUUUGACCUUCUGGCUGACCACACUGACUUUCGGGCUCUUGACAGAUACCGCAAUACGUACUGCCGGGACGAGGAUUACUGUGAAGAGUGCCAGUAUGCUCACCCUGGCUUCCCGCGCGUCUGGGGCGGACUGGAGGAGAUCGAGUUCAUUGAGGUCAGAGUAUGUGCUUGCGCCGAGGGCGCCGAGCCACUAUACCCGGACUUGAGCCAUUGGGACGGUGUUAGGUGGAUGAUCCGACAGGGAUGGCCGGCAAGAGAUGUUAAUGGAAAUGCUUGGAUACGACAUGUUCCGGCGUUGAAGUUAGUUGCACCGAUUUUUCGCUGGCGGCCUAGCUCUUGA
Messenger RNA from Colletotrichum truncatum, 630 nucleotides. RefSeq lists its product as uncharacterized. Lineage: Eukaryota; Fungi; Ascomycota; Sordariomycetes; Glomerellales; Glomerellaceae. The record is from RefSeq and is a predicted model, not a curated record.